Dentiscutata erythropus is the source of this 257-nucleotide messenger RNA. The record is from the annotation of a GenBank genome assembly. NCBI's taxonomy places the organism in Eukaryota, Fungi, Glomeromycota, Glomeromycetes, Diversisporales, Gigasporaceae.
CAGAAAAAGAUUAUAGAGAAGGGGAUCUAAAAUUACGAAAUUUAGAGUAUAAACUAAAAAAAAAAGAAGUUGAUGCUCGGAUUAAAAUUGAAAAUGAAAAAUUUGAAUUCGAAAAACGAAUAAAAGAGCAUUUUGAACAAAAAUUAAAAGAAUUAGAGUUAAGAGUAAAAGAAUUAGAAAUAAACUAUAAGCAUAGUGAAUCUAAUGAUAAAGUACAUAAAGCAUAUACCCUAUAUAUGUUAGAUGCCCUAUCCUAA